This is a messenger RNA of Lachancea fermentati, 1512 nucleotides long. The record is from the annotation of a GenBank genome assembly. Lineage: Eukaryota; Fungi; Ascomycota; Saccharomycetes; Saccharomycetales; Saccharomycetaceae.
AUGGCUGGAAAAAUUAUCGAAUAUGACGCUGAAGCAAGAAAACAGCGUUUGUAUGAACCAAAGAAAAGAACGUUCAUUCAUGUUUUGACCAUCAUUGCGUCCGGUUUCGCCUUGAUUUCGGAUGGAUACCAAAACAAUGUGAUGUCCAUGUUGAAUAAAGUAUUCCCAGUUCUUUACGGGAGUGAAAACUAUCCCUCCACGCUUUCUACUCGUGUUUCUAAUGCGUCUCUGGUUGGUACGAUUAUCGGUCAAGUUAUCAUUGGAUUUGCAUGUGACUACAUGGGACGGAAAUGGUCUAUUUUAACUGCAACACUACUUUUGGUUAUUGGUAGCGCUUUGUGUGCUGCUUCUCACGGUAAGAGCAUCGAAGGAAUGUUCUGGAUGUUGACAGUAAUGAGAGGUAUGGUGGGUGUUGGUAUCGGAGCAGAGUAUCCCUCUGCCUCUGUUAGCGCUAAUGAAGCUGCCAACGAAUAUAGUGAAAAACGCCGUGGUGGUUUGAUGGUAUUAGUCACUAAUCUACCAUUAUCUCUAGGUGGCCCCUUUGCAUCAAUUGUUUUUCUGAUUGUCUAUUCUAUUUGUGGUCCACAUCGCCUUGAGGGCUUGUGGAGAGCUUUGUUUGCGCUCGGUUGCUUCUGGCCCCUUUCUAUUUUCUACUUUAGAUGGAAGAUGGCUACUAGUGUACUGUACAAGAAGUCGAGGUUUACAAGUAGGGUUCCCCUAUGGCUGAUAAUCAAGUUCAACUGGGUCAGACUACUAGGAACAUGUGGCGCAUGGUUUAUGUUUGAUUUUGUAACCUUUCCAAAUGGUAUUUUCAGUGCAACCAUCAUAUCCUCUGUUAUUGGAAAUACAUCUGAUUUGAAAAAGAUAUGUGAAUGGAACUUGCUAUUGGGUAUUAUUGCUGUCCCUGGUGUUUUCCUUGGCGCUUAUCUGUGUGACAAAAUCGGUAGAAAAUAUACAUUGAUGUUUGGUUUCAGUGGUUAUUUAAUCUUUGGCCUAGUCAUUGGUUGCGCGUAUGAUCAACUGAAGGGCAUUACAGCACUAUUUAUCGUCUUUUAUGGUUUGAUGAACAGUUUAUCCAACGCAGGGCCUGGUGAUAUGAUGGGUGUUACUUCCAGUGAAUCAUUCCCCACAGCGGUCAGAGGUACUUUAUAUGGGUUGAGCGCUGCUGUAGGAAAAGUUGGCGCUGUGGCUGGUACACAAUCAUUUCAACCAAUCAGAGAUCAUCUGGGACCGCGUUACACUUUUAUCAUCGCUGCCGUGUGUGGUAUUGUAGGUAUCUUAUUUACGUGGUUUUGCAUUCCACACUGCAAGGAAACUGAUUUGAUGGAACUCGACAUAAAGUUUCACAACUACUUAGUGGAAAACGGAUGGCAAGGAACUAUGGGAUUCGAUGAGGACAUUGAUGAGGAAGGAACUGUCGUGGAAGGAAGCGAUUCAGACCUACUCGAAGUCAAUAAUUCAGAUGAAAAGAACAAGGAUGCUACUCUAACUACUGUAGAAGUUCGUCCUUAA